CCUUGGUUUCAGUUUCCUAAGGGAGGCCAAGCAUUUUUCCCGGAGAGCCUUCCUUCCUCCUUCCCUCCUCCGAGCGGGUGGGCGCUUGAAGCGGCUUGAGACCCCUUCCUUGCCUUUGAAUUUGCGACUCCCCUUCGAGGUCCACGCCGGGACCAUUGCUGCGCGUCCUUCUCCCUCUCCCUCUCUCCCACCUGUGAUGCGGGCGGGGAUUGGAGGACAGGGUCAUAUGACGCGUCACGUGGUGGCGGCGGCUCCUUCCACCCCCAACCCUCCCCCAGAAGAAAAUGGGGUUUGGUGUAAAUCUGGGGGUGUAAUGUUAUCAUAUAUCACGCUACCUCGUAAAACCGACACCGAAGCCUACCGGACCACAAAUCACCACCGGCCGAAAAUUAUGAGCUCUUCGUAUUAUGUGAACGCGCUUUUUAGCAAAUACACGGCGGCGGGGGCGGCUUCGCUGUUCCCCAAUGCGGCGGAGCCCACGGCUUGCUCCUUCGCCACCGGCUCGCCCCGCAGCGGCUAUGGGGCCGGGCCGGGCGCCUUCGCCUCCUCCAUGCCGGCCUUGUACAACGUCAACAGCAGCCUCUACGCCAACCCCUUCUCCUCCGCCUCCGCCUCCUCCGCCGGGUACAGCCUGGGCUCCGACGCCUACAACCUGCCCAGUUGCGCCGCCGCCGCCGCCUUCGACCAGAACAUCCCCGUCCUCUGCGGCGACCUCGCCCCCAAGGGCUGCGAGAAAGCCGAGGGGAGCCACCUGCACAGCCAGGCCGAGAGCAAUUUCCGCAUCUACCCCUGGAUGAGGUCUUCAGGUCCGGAUCGGAAGCGAGGCCGCCAGACUUACACCCGCUACCAAACCCUGGAGCUGGAGAAGGAGUUCCACUUCAACCGCUACCUGACCCGCCGGCGCCGGAUAGAGAUCGCCCACGCUCUUUGCUUGACGGAGAGGCAGAUCAAGAUCUGGUUCCAAAACCGGCGCAUGAAGUGGAAGAAGGAGCAUAAAGAGGAAGCCCCUGGAGAGGGAGGAGAAGGUGGAGGGGCCCCGGCCGCCCCCAAAGACAGCACACCCGCUGCAACCUCCGUGGAGAAAGUAGAGGAGGAGGAAGAGGAAGAAGAGGAGGAGGAGGAAGAGGAGGAGGCAUAAUCCUUUGGGGUCUCCUUCUCCCAGGAGCAGUCGGUUCUCCGCUCUCCUGUAUGCACGUGACUUGUAAAAUCCCCCUGAAAUGAACCAUGAAAAAUACAAGAGACCCUUCUAAUGGCCAUAUAAGGAGGCGGGAGUGGGGGGUGGCUGGAGAGCCCUUUUAAUCCCCCUUUCUCUCUCCCCCCCCCGAAAGACACCAUCCUAGGCUGAAGUAGGUUCUCCAUGGACUACUAUGCUGCCCCAAGCCUCUUGUCAUUGUUUUUUCUUCUUCUUCGUCUUGUGACUGGAUCGCUAGAUAAGAUUUUUACUGAUAUUUGUGACAGGAAAUAUAUAUAUAAAUAUAUGUAUAUAUAUAUAAAUUGCACAGAAAGGGGUGGGGGGAGAGAAGUCCCUUGUAAUGUAUCCUUCCAGAUAGAAACUACCUGACUAUAUAUUGGUCCAAAUCAAUCCCGAAGGGAGAAGUGCAUUAGGUUCAUACUUAAAACUACCUAAUUUGAGGCUGCAUUUCCAGCUCCUAUGAUGUUUCCCCCCCUCUGUGUAUGUUUCCUCAAAUAACCUGGAAAAGGGAAGCGGGAGAAAUACUUAAGAUAAAGCAAGGUGAAUAAACCACUAGACUACAAUGUUUCCUACUACCUAUGUUGAAGACUACCUAUUCUCGAGCUCCGCCUACCUAUCUCCCAUACGAUACUGUAUUUUAUUAAUGCGGGGGGGGGGGGUUAAGGGGGGGUUGGGAAGGGAAAAUCAGAGGGAAGUGACUUGUUUGUAGAACUGAAGCUUAGAGAAGGAGGCACCCAAGGAAGUGGCCAAGCCUCCCUAGUUCGGAUAUAGUAUUUCUCGUGUAUUAUUGCUAGGUCUAAUUUAAAGUUUUCUUUUUUAAAAAUAAAAUAAAAUAAAGGAAAAUAAUAUAUUUAUUCCAGGCCAAGCGAAAACCGUAUGCUGCAAUAGAAGCAGUCCUCACAAAUCUUCGCUUGUCCGCAUUUUCGCAAGUCCGCAUUUUCAUUUUCCGCACCGCAGUGAUUGUACAAAGCGGCCCCAUCUUUUCCUUUUGUAUUUACGUCCUUGAUGGCCAGAUUGAUAUUUCAUUCUUAAAUCUUUAAUUCCAUGUAAGUAGUAACAGGAGGAACAAGAAAAGGGAGAAUUUCUGUGUACCCUCCUCCUUUCCUUGCUCCUACUGUUCUCAGAAUACAUUAGAUAGGAAAACGCCGUUGCCCGUUACUGUUAAGGUGAAUUACUACAUCUUGCUACCCAGAAUGAAACUUUUGCCUUUUGUUGUCUUGCAACGCAUUCUAUAACACACUAUAAUAUUCCUCAUCGAUGAAAUAGUCUACCAGGAAAGUUCACGCUCUAAAUAAACAAAUGUUAGGCUUUCAAGGGGCCACAAGACUCUCUUGCUGUUUGUGCUUCAAGUUGCAGCAUGAGGCAAUAUUUUUAGGGAGGAGGUCUGUUUUUUGUUUUUGUUUUUACAAAAGUCAAGAUAUCCUUCUGUAGAAAUCAACUCCCACCUCGACCGUUUGAGCUACACUUUAUUCAUGAAUUGUAAUUCACAACAUGGGUUCUGAUUUUCCGUUGUGUUCACUGUGAACAUUGGGGUGUUUUGUGUGAAAAUGAGGGGAGGAGGAGGGAACGUUCAAUGUGUUCUAUGUUAUACAGAAAUAAAAAAAUACUUGACAAUGGAUCCUCUUGUGUGUGUUUUUGGACUCAAAAAAUAUACAUAAACAACCAAAUGCUACACAAACUCUGACGAUGCCUGCCACAGAUGUGGGUGAAACGUCAGGAGAGAAUGCUUCUGGAGCGUGUCCAUACAGCCCAGAAAACUCACAGCAACCCAAAUACUAAGUUCCCAGCAAAUCAGAAAAUCCCAAAUUGGAAUGGACUACACAAAAUGAGAAUCCACAGCUAGCUACCAAAGAUAUUCAUGGUUUUUUUGCUGAUAAUUGGCAAAAAAAGCCAACACAAUGCUGUUUUUCUAGGAUAAUUCGCCUAGGAGUUAAACUUCAGUGUGAGGCUUUGAGUCUGGUUUCACGCUGCCAUAUAAUGCCAGUAAAGAACCAUAUAUAAUGCAGUUCAAGGCCCCUUUCACACAACCAUAUAACCCAGAAUAUCGAGGCAGAAUAACCCACAAUAUCCGCUUUGAACUGGAAUAUCUGAGUCCACAUUGCCAUAUAUCCCAGUUCAAAGCAGAUAAUAUGGGGUUUUAUUUAGCUGUGUGGAAGGGGCCAAAGAGAUGAUGCUUCUUGAACAUGGCCAUACAGCCCAGAAAACUCACAGCAACCCAGUGAUUCCAACCAUGGACACCUUCGGCAACACAAUGUAGAACCAGCUCGAGAAAUCUAUGAAAUACGCCAUUUUCUGUGUGGACAAGAAAUCCCUAGACAGAUAGCUAAGGAUAUAAGGUUUUCCCCGCUUCCUUGGC
Molecule: messenger RNA, 3548 nt
Organism: Anolis sagrei ordinatus
Lineage: Eukaryota; Metazoa; Chordata; Lepidosauria; Squamata; Anolidae
Gene: HOXA7
Product: homeobox A7
Biological process (GO): anterior/posterior pattern specification; regulation of transcription by RNA polymerase II
Cellular component (GO): nucleus
Molecular function (GO): DNA-binding transcription factor activity, RNA polymerase II-specific; RNA polymerase II cis-regulatory region sequence-specific DNA binding
Source: RefSeq, a predicted model, not a curated record